UCACACAAAAAUGUAAUAUUUAGCUAAACCAACAAUUAUGGCCUCAGCACAUAUACUAAGUAAAUCUGAUUCGUAUUGGUCGAGCGUCAAUUGCUUUGCAAUGCUCGAACAGCCCUAUGAGGAGCGUUGCGAGUUUGUGCGAAGAGCCAAGAAAUGUGAACUGAGCAUGAAUCUUGUGCCUUAUUUGGAGCUGUUGGCCUGCCGAUUCAGGUGUCGCAAUCAAUUCGAAGAACUCGUCUAUAUAUCACUGCUGCUAUUCUUCAGCUUCGAGUUGAUGAUCUGCUUGGGCUAUGUGCUGCAUUACUAUUAUACGCCCAUGCUCCGUGCAGUGGCGAGGAUUCUGCAUAUGAAUGACCAUCUGGCGGGAGUGAUGAUCAUAUCAAUUGCCAAUACGCUGCCGAAGCUAUAUGGCAGUUGGUCGGGCCUGGAAUUGAGGGCACUGAAAGCAUCUCAGCUGUCCCAUGGCUUCUCGUUGAUUCUCUUCGUGGCUAUGUUUAGUGGGGGAUUAGUUUGCUAUAUGAGACCCCUUCGGAUGAACAGUCACCGGACUAUACGUGAUCUAUUAUUCUCCGUCUAUGGCCUCACGCUAUGGGAAUAUAUCUCUGUAAACGAUGGCGCGAUUACGUUCCCUGAGUUUUUGCUGCUGAUCCUCGUUUAUUGCUUCUAUUUGACUGUCAAUGUGCUCGAUCUCUAUAUGCAGCACAUCAGCUUGAAAUUGUUGCGACGACAAAUUCAGCUGCGAAGAACUAACGUACAAGCCAUAAAAGAAAAGUACUACAUACUUGUUCAGGAUCUACGACUUGGAACACCCGUUCGUUCGUAUACCAAUUCGAUUUGCAAUGAAUUUCAGAAUAGCAAGAAAGAACGCUAUCUUGGCCUGAAACUCUGCCGCCUCAAGGAUUGGCAGCGGGCCAAUGCGUUGAUACGCGCCUUCUACAUUGCCCGCGCCCCGAUCGUGUGGCUGUGCACCAUCUAUAUACCCCUGGUGGAUCAUGAGCGGGACAGGCAUGGCUGGUGUAAGCUGCUCAACUGCAUCCAAAUAUGCCUCAAUCCGGCGCUAACGAUUGCCAUCAUGUCUCGCGGUACGUCCAUGUCGUCUCUCUAUGUACUUUGCUCGUUAAUGUUGAGCCUUCCGGUAUGCGUGCUCAUGUUACUCCGCUCCGAUGCCGGAGUUGCGCCCAAGCAUCAUUCGAUGUUUGCUAUUUUGAGUCUGACUGGAUGCCUGUUCAUCGUCCAGCACCUGGUCAAGGAAAUAUCGUUGAUCCUGGAACUGAUUGGCACGCUAAGGCACAUGUCGCCCGGUUUUAUGGACGUCUCUGUCGAUCCCAUUGCCAAUGGCCUAACGGAUCUGGUUACCAGCUUUUCCCUGUGCAAACAGGGCUACGAGCGAAUGGCUUAUGCAGCAGYAAUCGGCAGCUCCUUUCUGAAUAUCAUUCUGGGCAAAGGUGGCAGUCUGAUCACGGCAGUUAUUCUGUACGGCAUAAAUGCCGAUGAGGAAAUGAUAAAUGUUUAUUGCGAAAAUGCGCUCAUUCUCUUGAUCCUGGGCCUGCUAUCCAUGCUGCUAUUGAUAUCGCUAUUCAAAUUCAAUGCACAACGCUCGAUGGGCAUUUACUCCAUGUCCAUUUAUUUGCUAUAUUUUCUAUUCACUGCACUUGUGAUGAAAUGGACUUUUCACAAAUUUCAAAUAGACUUUUCCUUCAAUACUCAUGGAUCAGAUUCUUGAAGAAAAGAGA
Messenger RNA from Drosophila arizonae, 1733 nucleotides. RefSeq names its product mitochondrial sodium/calcium exchanger protein-like. The record is from RefSeq and is a predicted model, not a curated record. Gene Ontology annotation, biological process: monoatomic cation transport; transmembrane transport; intracellular calcium ion homeostasis. Gene Ontology annotation, cellular component: membrane. Lineage: Eukaryota; Metazoa; Arthropoda; Insecta; Diptera; Drosophilidae. Gene Ontology annotation, molecular function: calcium:sodium antiporter activity.